Molecule: messenger RNA, 1728 nt
Organism: Brugia malayi
Lineage: Eukaryota; Metazoa; Nematoda; Chromadorea; Rhabditida; Onchocercidae
Exons: 1
Coding region: 1-1728 (575 amino acids)
Source: RefSeq, a predicted model, not a curated record
AUGUUGAAUGACGACAGAAAUGAAGAAAGUCCCCUGUCAUUACCACUCUACAACAAUUCAUACCUUCAAAAUCUCCUACCUUUUAAAGUACCAGCGUUCAGCCAUUCGCAAACAGUGAGCAGCAUUGUUCAAUCUAUAACUGAUGUAAAAGAUGAUUUGGUACCGGGAUUGCCAAACGAUAGAAAAAUUGACUCUGAUCGUACCGGAACUGAUUACCCGCUAAUUACUGAGGAAACAUUAUCAGUACCAGUUAAUCAAUAUGCUAUUAAUAGGAUCUCCCAAGAAAACAAUUUGCAUACACCUGUUUUUGAACAAUGGACUGAUAGAUGGGAAAAUACUUUUGAUGGAAGUCUAACAACUUCAAUUCCCGUUAUUACAUUAGACCAGGCUUAUGACAGUGACAGAAACUAUUUAUCUACCGCUCAGGUCAAAGAAAAGAUACUUCAGCUCAAUACUUCAGCUACACUGGCACCUGACUCUUGUGAUAACUCGUGCAAUGAACUGUCACAUUAUUAUGAUAAUUUUCCUGGGAUGAAAACUGAAACAUCUUCGUCGGUGGAGUACGACGAGUCUGAAAAGUUGAAACAAAGAGAUAAGGAAGAUAAGGAAAAUUACUACGACGAAAUAAAGGGUGAGCGCAGAACUCGUAUUUCAUUUUCACGGCAUCCUAGCUUGAAGAAGCAGCCAAUUCCCGAGAAAUUCUUCCAAAAAAUGACACAAUUAGGGACCAAAACUCAAGAUAAAGUAACCUCCUUCGCUGGAAAGAGUGAUUUUCAAAAAACCAACGUCGUAAAAUCAAAAUCUAAGCUUCAUGUUGCUUCUAAUAACAAAUAUAAAAAGGUAAACAAAGCUAACAAUAGCAAUUUUCAAAUAAACAUCUCUAGUAUUGCUGAAAACCGAAAAGCACAGAAUUUCGAGAAAUUAAAGUUUCAUGGGUAUCCAACAAUUAUUGGUUUAUCCAAGAAACAUAUAUUUCUAUCAUCAAAUCACGAUUUACUUCAAGCAAAUUCAGUAACAAAGGAACCAAAAAAUUCAGGUCAACAUAAUGGGCCAAGAUUUUCUUUCUUGAAAUUCAGAAUGGAACCCAACAAUGAAACUAUAAAAAUUUUGAUAAAACCAGUUAAACUAGUGAGAGCGCAACAAAACAACUUUGCCGAUGAACAACUAAAUACUAAGCCACCAAUGAAGGAAUUUCACAAAGAUAACUCUCUCAGAAUAAAAAAUUUAUUGCCGAAAUCUUUUGGUAAGGAAAGGAAUUUGUUAGCUGAAACUGUUCACAGAACAUCAAAAUUACAACGAAGGAUAGUAAAUAAUACCGUUAAAAAGUCCGGUAGUGGCUUACAAUUUUUGAAUAUACGUAAGAAGCCUGAACAAAAAAAGACAAUUGAUAGUUUUCUUUAUUACAUACCAAAGUCUCAAACUGAAGAUGUGCACGGUAAAUUUAGUAGCAAAUUGGUAUUCGAGGUACAACCGGAUAGUUGGACCAAUAUCUCUGAUAUUUCUCGAGAACAGUCAUUACGUAAGAAAAAGUUAAAUGAAUUUUCUGAAGUUGCAAAUAUGCCAAUACCAGAAAAAGAAAUUAAAAAGUACACUCUAAUACCAACAGAAAAUACUCUGCUUAAUCUGUCUAUUGAACAUCAAGUUUUGAUGAAAAAGAAUAAAUCGAAAAAAGCCAUUCGAACAAGGAGAGCAAAAUUUUUUUAUUCGAAUGUUAUCAAAUCAAGUUAA